GGAAUACUUGAACUUAAAUGUAAAAAACUUCUCAAUAAUGGCUGCUGUUCCCGAAGUUGCCCGUGGAAAGGACUACGUUCGUCUGCCGAUUUACUCCAGCUGGCACCGACGCAAGCUCAACCCAAGGUGGAACAAACCAAAUAAAAAGUGUCAAAAUCUGCCUGCAGCUGUGAGGACUUUCAUCAGCAAUAAUCUCAAGCAUUAUUUCCAUACGCAAACAGUACGAGAAGGGAAGGGGUUCCGCAGACUAACCAAAUACCUGCAUGUGAUUAUGGCAGCUGCUGUACUUACUGGGUGGAUGCAGGUCUUCCUGGUAUUCCUGUUCUUCUUCGGCGUAAAGGAUUCUAACAGACCUAUUCCGAGUACAGAAUGAGCUAGAAUUUGGACG
Molecule: messenger RNA, 388 nt
Organism: Drosophila obscura
Lineage: Eukaryota; Metazoa; Arthropoda; Insecta; Diptera; Drosophilidae
Exons: 3
Coding region: 38-373 (111 amino acids)
Source: RefSeq, a predicted model, not a curated record